UACUUAUCAUUGAGUAUACCAGCUGCUCAAUCAAACCAAAUGACCAGUAAAGAACUCUCAGGCAACCUGUCGCCGCUGUCCUUGUGACCCACUCUCGGAUACCACUCUUGUUCCUUUUGGCAAUCUUUCCGCCGUCAGAGGUGCUUUAAAGAUGAAGCGCAGAAGAGAAUCAACCAGUUUGGGUUCCCACCACCAUCAUGUCAAUUAGCCAAUAUUCAGACUCUGCGUCGCUCCCAGUGUCCAAGGAGCACGUGGAGCACGUGGAUCAUUGUGAAGACAUUGAUCCUGACGCAGAAUUCGGUGGCCUAGAGGCACGUAAGGAACUGGAGCGCAAACUCUUGUGGAAACUUGACCUUCGCAUGUCAAUCCUGGUACUUAUCUAUAUCCUCAAUUAUGUCGAUAGAAAUAAUGCUGGUGCCGCGCGCUCCCGAGGGCUCGUCGCCGACCUUCAUCUCACUGAUCAACAGUUUGCGACGUUGUUGUCUAUUCUCUAUGUCGGAUACAUCAUCAUGCAAAUCCCCUCUAACAUGUUUCUUAACUUCACCGGCAAGCCGUCGCUUUAUUUGCCUGCUUGUAUGGCCGUUUGGGGUAUGAUAUCGGCAUUGACUGGAAUUACGACCAAUUUUACCGGAGCCGUCUUAACGCGUUUCUUUCUUGGAUUCGUAGAAGCAGCGUUUUUCCCUGGUGCACUAUUUCUAAUUUCGAAGUGGUACAAGAGAACAGAGAUAGGUUUCAGAACAGCAAUUCUCUACUGCGGAAACAUCAUUAGCAAUGCCUUUGGAGCGCUUAUUGCAUCGGGUAUUCUCGGUGGCAUGAACAAUGUCCUCGGACACGCCGCAUGGAGGUGGCUUUUCUACCUCGAAGGAGGUCUGACUGUCUUUGUUGCAAUCUGUGCAAUCUUUAUUUUGCCAGACUUUCCGUCAACGACGAAGUGGCUUUCUGACGAUGAGCGUCGACUUGCAUUGAGGCGUAUGGAGGAGGAUGCUGGUGUCGGCGAUCAGAAAGAAACUGAGCAGGGCGGCCGCGCUCAUGGCCUUUACCUCGCUGUAACCGACUGGAAGGUGUGGUGGUUCGCGAUGGCAGUGAAUGCACAGGUCAUAUCAUUGUCCUUCAAUGCGUACUUCCCCACUCUCAGUGCGACGCUUGGGUACAACCCAACAGUAACACUGCUCCUUGUUGCCCCUCCGUUCAUCUUUGCAGUCAUUGUCACAUUCUGUUUGUGCAGGCACUCUGAUUACAAGCAAGAACGCUUCUACCACAUUAUUAGUUCAUGGAUUGCCGGUAUUAUCGGGUUCAUUAUUGCAAUAAGCACCAUGAACACUGCAGCGCGAUAUGUGUCCCUGUUCCUCAUGGCGCAGUCAUAUGCAGGACUCGUUGUGAUGCUCGCAUGGAUGAAUAACUCAUUCCCUCGACCGCCGUCAAAGCGUGCGGUAUGCGUGGCGAUCAUCAACGGAUUUUCGCAACUCGGAAACGUUGCAGGGUCGUACAUUUGGCCUUUGACUUGGGGCCCUACCUACCGAAACUCCUAUGGCAUCUGCAUUGCCGGUAGCGGUACCGCGAUUAUAAUGGCCUGGGUUUUCAAGCAGCAUCUGAAGUCAUUGAACGAGGAGCUGGAACGUGAAGAGCAGGAGAAGGGGAUCAAGGAAAAGGGAUUCAGGUACCUUCUGUGAUUGAUCGCGCGGUGAUCUACAACUUGUAGCCGACUCGGACGCGAUAUGCAAUUGCCAUGACUUGUACUGUGGAUAUUAUGAGCCUUGAGGAACAAUCGAAUUGGAAACGUUGCUGCCUGCUGUCGGAUGGCCCAUGAUACGCUAAUAGCGGAAGGAGGUAGUCGUGCAGCUAAAAAAACCGGCUGUGAUUGGUGUGAAUAAUUUGACAGACGAAUGUUGUUGACAGUGGGAGAUCAAAAGGUUCGAUAAGGGAAGCUAAGGUUGCCAACGUUGGGUAAUUGGAUGGAACCGAAUCAACCGAUAAACUGAUUUUGUGAGGUCACGCGUUU
Suillus clintonianus is the source of this 1999-nucleotide messenger RNA. RefSeq names its product MFS general substrate transporter. The transcript has 10 exons. Bases 198 to 1670 code for a protein of 490 amino acids. Gene Ontology annotation, cellular component: membrane. Gene Ontology annotation, biological process: transmembrane transport. The record is from RefSeq and is a predicted model, not a curated record. Gene Ontology annotation, molecular function: transmembrane transporter activity. Lineage: Eukaryota; Fungi; Basidiomycota; Agaricomycetes; Boletales; Suillaceae.